UGCUUCACUAUCACCUGCAACGGAACACCUGGUGGUGUUGUUGGGCAACUCUCGGAUGGACAGCUUCGUUGCGGACAAGGCUUUGCUGCCUCAACCUUCUGUAUCAGCGAGAAAGGAGGAUUGAUCGAUGCCAACGGAUUUGGCUGCAUCCUGACUCCACCAACCAAGCAAUUCCAGUGCGACCAUGGCGUCGAAGGGUUCAUGGGUUGGUCCAUCAGCGACAAAGGCCUGCUCUUCUUCGAGCAAAUCAGCACGUGGGUCACUUGCCCAACUGGAGACCAUGGAGGAUACAACAUCUACAGAGAGAGACCCGGUACUCAAGGCGGCUGCGUGGAGAUCACAAUAACGGCGGAUAGCUGCUUCUCCAGUGUGGGCUCGACUUCUGAUUGUCCAGCCACUUUGGUCGAACCUUGGGAAUUCCCUCACCUGAUUGUGCCCAUUGAUUCUUCCAAACCCACCACUACCUCUGGCACGCAGUUCUUCGGCAAUAUCAGCUCUACUGUCAGCUCUACCUUCCGCUUUGACAUCAGCGGGGAUCUGAAGGGCAAGACCUGUUCUCUUGUCUUCAUGUUUCCGGAAAGAUACCAACUGGAGACCUCGAACUUCGAAAUUUCCGGCUCCGGCGAAGUCACCUUCUCGUUGCUCGAGCAUGCAAUCACCGAGUCCAUGUCUUACAAUUCUUCUCCCAAUAUCAAGAAGAAGCUUGUGACCCACACCCUUGUCGCCGGACACAGUUACACAAUCGACACCUUCGACUGUCCCGCGGGCGAAUCCAUUGGUUUCAAGAUGGAGACUUGCGACACAAAGAACCCCACGAAAUUCAAUUGGUUCCAGGACUACAACCCUUGCCCGUAA
This is a messenger RNA of Aplosporella prunicola CBS 121167, 855 nucleotides long. RefSeq lists its product as uncharacterized. The transcript is spliced from 4 exons. NCBI's taxonomy places the organism in Eukaryota, Fungi, Ascomycota, Dothideomycetes, Botryosphaeriales, Aplosporellaceae. The record is from RefSeq and is a predicted model, not a curated record. The annotation marks the transcript as partial.